CAGAAGCAGUGUUAUCACACCUCUUCUCUGUACCGAGACCGUCUGUGUCCAUUGAGCCCAUUAAACAUUGUCACUCCUUAGGGCUAUUCAUCUUUGUUAUACAUUCAAGUGCACACCAGAUAUUGUCACAGUCGGAUCUGCAGUAUAAAGGACUUCAGAUUCAACCCGGGCCUCUAACCUGACUUCUCCAGUUAGCUCAGAUCUUGCUUCUAGUUCACAGCCUGGUGCUUCCAAUCGUUCAGACAAAGCAGCUUCGUUUCGAAUCUCAACACGUUAUCAAGAUGAAGAACUUCCUUCUGACUGCCGCCCUGCUGGCCUCGUCCGCCUACGGACACAUUCAAAUGUCCAAGCCGUACCCUAUCCGCAGCCCUCUCAACCAGGCAGCCACCGGUGAAAAAGAUUACUCGUACACCAAUCCUUUGUCUACCUCCGGCUCUGACUACCCUUGCAAGGGCUAUGCCAACGACCCCUUCAACUCCGUCGCCACCUACAGCCCGGGCUCAACCUACGACCUCGAGCUCUCCGGCAGUGCCGUGCACGGCGGCGGCUCAUGCCAGAUCGCACUCUCCUACGACAAGGGCGAGACGUUCCAAGUCAUUCACUCCAUGCUCGGCGGCUGCCCCAUCACCAAGAGCUACAAGUUCACGAUUCCCGCAGACGCCCCUUCCGGUGAGGCUCUUCUGGCCUGGAGCUGGUUCAACAAAAUCGGAAACCGCGAGAUGUACAUGAACUGCGCCCAAGUCACUGUUGGCAGUAGUGCGCGUCAAGAGGGCUUCACGGCCGUGUCUAAGAGCCAGGCAUUCAGCAGCCUUCCACCGCUCUUUAUCGCCAACGUCAACGGACCCGGUCAAUGCACCACUAUAGAAGGCGAGGAGGUCAACUUCCCCAUGCCUGGGCCUUCCGUUGAAGGAAGCCUCUCUGGCACGGGCUACAAGUGCUCCGGUUCUGCUCCUUUCCUCGGCACCUCCAACUCUCCCAAUAGUGGUUCCGGCUCUUCAAGCUCCGGAUCUUCGACCAGCGCCAGUACCAGCCCUACCAGCCUCACCCAUGCGCCCGUCACUUCCUCCACCACCGCCGUGCCAUUCCCUUCCUCUUCAGUGGCAUUACCCUUGUUGCCCUCUGUUGGUACAUCCAGCCAGCCGAACCCAACUCUCCGCCCUGAAAUCUCGCUUCCAGAUGACUCAACCUGCGUCACCGGUACUAUCAUCUGCUCCGAAGACGGCAAUAGUUGGUCGCUUUGCGAUCAGGGCUUCCCUGUGCACAUGGGCAGCGUUGCUCCAGGAACUCGCUGCACCCACGGCGCUAUGCACCGUGCUGACUAAAUCGAGAUAUGAGGUGGAUCUAGGGCUAUGAUAUAUCUCAGAAGUCUUACGUUGGAAUAGCAGCUCCUCUGCAGUUACGGCUUGGCUGUCUUGGUCUAGUGGCUGUACAUUAAAUGUACUUCUCUUUUAUGCCUGUAAUGCUUCCAGGCUUUAUCACUCUGUCGAUCUUUCUUAUCUAUCCUUCAAGUUCUUCCUUUGCGGUGUCUUAUUCAAACUUUUUUUUUCUUUCGUUCGUUUCUUGUUUCCAUUUAUCUUAGUUGCAUAUUCCACUUAAUGUUCUCUUGAUGUAAAGGUAGUCAUAUGACGCUACCUCUACACUUAUGCAAUCAUCAAUUUCUCCUUCAGUGUCUUAAACCUGCUACGUAACUUACAUUGUUAGCGCUUUUAAAAACUAUGCUUGCCCAUAU
Molecule: messenger RNA, 1729 nt
Organism: Aspergillus nidulans FGSC A4
Lineage: Eukaryota; Fungi; Ascomycota; Eurotiomycetes; Eurotiales; Aspergillaceae
Product: putative extracellular protein
Exons: 1
Coding region: 282-1322 (346 amino acids)
Source: RefSeq, a predicted model, not a curated record